CUGCACGAGUGCUUGCGCUCACCAUGGCUACAUCUACAGCCGCGAACAAGUGCCACUCAGGAUUAUCCGAUAGCGAGAGGUGGCGUGUUAUUUUAACGCCCUAUUUAGUUUAGCGCGGAAGUAUGCGGUUUUGGACGCGGCCCAAGUCAGACCGGCGGGGCUUGAACUGCAAAGAGACGAGCGGGAUAUCGCUCACAUAAACAAGUCGGCGUUUCAGACUGGUACAGGUACAGAGUGAUGCAGGUGGAUCGUCGUUGGACGGAGGUUUUUAAUGGCUCUGUGCGCGAGACCGUACGCAGAGGAGAGGAGACGUCGAAUCCCAUGAAGAGUUCGUACCUGUCUGUCGCUCCCUCCGCACCACGAUCCCAGCCGCUGGCGAUCAGGAGCAGCUACAGCUCCAGAGGAGAGUUCAGACCUUCAUCGAUGCCGUCCAUUCCCAACCCGUUCCCUGAGCUGUGCAGUCCAUCGCACUCUCCGGUCCGGGUCGGCUCGCUGGUGGGAUGCGCCACACCGACCGACGAAGACACGCACGUGGUAAGGGUGUUCGGCGAGGACACGCACAGCCGCUCGGUGGUCGUGUCGUCGGCGGCAACAGCGCGCGAAGUGUGCCACAUUUUGGUCGAGUCGACUCACUGUACGGAUGAAGAGAACUGGGCUCUCCUCGAGCAGCACCCUUCACUAGGGCUCGAGCGCUGCCUCGAAGACCACGAAGUGGUGUCGAAGGCACAGUCCUCCUGGCCACCAGACGGUGACACCAAGCUGCUCUUCCGCAAAAACUACGCCAAGUACGAGUUCUUCAGAAAGCCAGCGCAAUAUUUCCCGGAGAACAUGAUUUCCGACUGCACCGACGUCAAGACGGGAAUGACUCCGUCGCAGCUUGUGCAGAGUAUGCUGAAGUGCGGCUCGUGUCCAGAGAUUCAGGGCUACCUGCAUGUACGCGAAGCAGGAAAGAAGUCUUGGAAGAAAAUGUACUUCAUUUUGCGACGAUCUGGACUUUACUGCUCCACCAAGGGCUCGUCUAAGGAGCCUCGACACCUUCAAUGUGUAGCUGAUCUCGAGGAUGUCAGCGUGUAUACCGUCAGCAACAGUCGGAAACUCUACAGCUCACCUAAAGGGCACACUUUCUGCAUGAAGACUAGCAGAGGCAGAUUUCACUCUCAGGAGCUUAAACUGUUGUGUGCGGACAGUGAACAGAGUAAAACCUGCUGGGUUACGGCCUUCAGACUGUUUAAGUAUGGGAAGCAGCUUCAGUGUAAUUACUUGCUGGCACAGGCGAAUCCUAACCUACAGAUCCCCCCACGAAAUAACACCAAGCGCACAGACGGAGAGGAGUCGAUGGUAGCUAUGGAUUUCUCGGGGAAGAGCGGUGGCCGAGUGAUCCUCAACCCACGAGAGGCUGAGAAUGCCGAGCAGGAGGAGGGAUAUAACUGGAGGAAAAGAGAGGCGCUGCGCUACAGCCUACCAAACCAUGGGUCACGACCUCCACCUGUGCACCAGACUCAGCCCUGGUUCCAUGGCGGUGUUUCCCGGUCUGAAGCCCAACAGCUGCUGGAGGAGCAGGGUCAGGCGGAUGGGCUGUUUUUGAUUCGGGACAGUCAGCUGCACACUCAGUGUUUUGUCUUGUCGCUGUGUCAUCAGCGGAAGAUCAAACACUACCUGCUCAUUCCUUGCGAGGAGGGCGGCAGGCAGUACUACACGAUGGACGAUGGCGUCACUCUGUUCAUUGACCUACUGCAGCUAGUUGAGUUUCACCAGAUUAACCGGGGCAUCCUGCCCGUGUGCCUCAAACACCCGUGCAUACGCAUCGCUCUCUGACCCCUAAGUCUGCACUCUAUGCACACUAACAAUACGCUGUUCCAACUGAAAUGCUAUUAAAACCGGACGAGUAAUCCUACAGAAACUCGUACAUUUCCGCCCCUGCUGUUCACGCUUCAGUCACUUGGUGAUGCUGGAGUUCACGGCAUUGGGGGAUUAUAUCUGAUGAUCUGAUAGAUGAAGAAUUUUACACAGUGUAUUUUUUUUUUUUGUCAGAGAAGCCUUUUUAUUUUUCUUGCAGGUUAAUAUUUAUGAAUGAUGUAUUACGAGUGCAGGUUCAUACGACUUGUUUCUGUUGUACAUUUUGUGCACUUCUUGUUUGAUGGCUGUAAAUUGCAGGCGCGUAUUUAAAUCAGUCUUUAUGAUUUCUGUUAUGUUGUUGAAUAAACUCUUCUGUAUACUCUG
Molecule: messenger RNA, 2220 nt
Organism: Ictalurus punctatus (channel catfish)
Lineage: Eukaryota; Metazoa; Chordata; Actinopteri; Siluriformes; Ictaluridae
Gene: grb7
Product: growth factor receptor bound protein 7
Exons: 15
Coding region: 238-1815 (525 amino acids)
Biological process (GO): signal transduction
Source: RefSeq, a predicted model, not a curated record